UCCGCGCAGCGUCUCUAGUCACCACGCAGCUCUCCACGCUCCUUGCCCAUCCCAGGUCCAAUUUCCUAGCACUUUGGGCAUUGUUAACGAGAUUUCCUCACUCUACCGGUCCCCAGCAACUUGGGUAGGCGCCUAGGCGCACAGCCGGGAGCUCGCGCACCGCACCUCACCCCUCCCGUUUCCCCGGUGUGUGAUAACCCGGGGAGGGGGGGGGCGGGCCCAGCUCUGGGCCUCCCUGAAGUCACCAUGCGAUAGCCAAUCCGAGGUGUCUAAGUGGGCGGGGGACUCCGUGUGGUCCCGGGACCAGAAUCCAGAGGAGAAGAUGGGGACCCAGAACUUGAGGGGGGAGGGGAAAAGCCAUGGGGCACCCCCAAACCCCUUUCUCGAGUUCGAGCUCUAUGCCAGAAGAGGCUCAGAGAGACAUUUUCCCUGGGAUCUGAAGUAUGGGGGUGGCUUGCUUGGGGUGAGGGGGCUCAUCUGCCUCAGUUCUGGAAACUUUGAAAGGUGUUGGCAUUGAGAGUAGAAGGCGUGUAGGGCCAUGACCUAGACCCUGUGGCCUGGCACCGGCUGCAAUGACCUCUUUACCCUGUCCCCUUCCUGGCCGCGUUGUCUUCCCGGACCUCGCCCCCGCCCGGUCGGUAGUGGCUGUCUACCCGCUUGGCCUGUCCUCCGAAACCGCAGCUUCCCAUUUGUCCUACUCCCAGCCUGAUGGCCACCUCCUGUCCUAUUCCUACCUUGGGCCAGCAACUUCAGGAGACUCCUACCUGCCCACCCAACUCCCGGCGGCGCCGGCUCAGUCCUUCCAUCGGUCAGCUGAACGUCCUCAGGAACUCGAAGCAGAAUUAGAGAAACCAGUGCUGUCCCUGGAGCCCUCCAAGUCUGUCUCCCAUUCUCAACCCUUGAACAACUCUUCUAUUCGGUCCUCUUUCUUCCCAAAGGUAAAGAUCUGGUUUCAGAACAAACGCUUCAAACACAAGAAGCUCCUCAAAAAGAACUGUGGGGAUCAGGAAGAAGACUUCUCUAGGAGACGCCCCUCCAUCUCCCUGCUCUCCGAUCUUCCAUCCAUCUGGGAUCUCCCCCAGGCAGUUCCCCUGCCCACCAAUGGCUGUGACAAUGGCUUUAGAGCCUGGCCUCAGCAUCAUUCCUCGGAAGUGCUGUUCCUGCCUCACAUGAUGUGAGUCUGGAGAAGGGCUGGUCAGGCUCCAGUCCUCCUGUCAAGCCCAGAACCAGCUCACCUGCCCCCCUUCUGGGAGGAGAGGAAACCAGCUCCAGAUGGAUUUUCUCAAGACAAGAAGCAAAAGGAGGAAAAAGAAGGGAGUGGGAGUCUGGUUCUCCAAGCCAGAUAGCUGAAUCAAAGGCUUUAAUCUUAGCAACCGUCCUCAGUGGGACAAAGGAUUUAGAGAGAGCUUCACUGGCUAGAGUUUAGACUGCUAUAGUCUUACCACUCUUUCCCCCUUCAAAUGACUGAAGCCCCACCACAGCCUAGGAUCUAAGCCAGGAAGAAAACAAAUAUUGUUUCUGGUGGGCACAUUGGGCCCUACCAGGCCAUCCAUGAACAAAACCGGAAGUGAAUACAGCCUCUGUUGGUGGCCACCAUCAAGUCCCUGCUUUUCAUCCACCAGUUAUCAGCCCAUCACCUCCCUAACUGGAGGUGGGGUCCAAUGGUAGAGUAAGUGCUCAACAUGCAAGAGGCCCCAGCACCAAAACAAAAUAUGGAGUGUAGGACCAUGGGCAAUUUGUGCUUCUCUCAUUUAAAAGGCCCUCUACCCCCAUAUCUACCCAUUUUGAGCUGACAAGUCCUGGGCUUAAUCCUCCAUAUAAUUCAACAGGUAUGAAGAGCAUAGGCUCCUCCAUCCCUGAUCCCUAACAAGUCCACCUGCACACAUUCUUGGAAACCUAGAAUGAGAAAUGGGACAAACAGGCUCUUUGGAUCAAUGCAGAUAUUGCUGCCUCCAAAUAAUGGGGCAAAUGUGCUGGGCGGUGGUGGCGCACGCCUUUAACCCGAGCACUCUGGAGGCAGAGGCAGGCCGAUCCCUGUGAGUUCAAGGCCAGCCUGGUCUACAGAGCGAAUUCCAGGAAAGCCAGGGCUGUUACACAGAGAAACCCUGUCUUGAAAAACCAAAAUAAUAAUAAUAACAACAACAACAACAACAGGGUAGGCUUGGCACUUCAGCUCCUCACAGUUGCUUCUGUCCAAGAAUCUGCUCCAGUUCACCAUUAUCUGUCCAGCGUCCCCAGGCACUUGUCAUCUCUCAAACCACAAGCUUCAGAGAUUAAAAUGUAUACAAAA
Mesocricetus auratus (golden hamster) is the source of this 2290-nucleotide messenger RNA. RefSeq names its product distal-less homeobox 4 (gene Dlx4). The record is from RefSeq and is a predicted model, not a curated record. Gene Ontology annotation, molecular function: DNA binding. NCBI's taxonomy places the organism in Eukaryota, Metazoa, Chordata, Mammalia, Rodentia, Cricetidae.